UCCACGAUGUCCUCCACACACCCCAUGAUGAUGAAGUAUCUGUCUCUGGGAGUUUUGGUGUUGCAGACCACUUCGCUGGUACUCACCAUGCGCUACUCCCGCACUCUGACGGAAGUCGGCCCCCGCUACCUGGCCUCGUCCGCCGUCGUGUUUGCCGAGGCGAUCAAAAUCCUGGUCUGCGCUGUCUUGGUCUUCGUGGAGAAUAAUUACAGUGCGCGAGCCACCAGGCAGCUGCUGAAGGACGAGAUUGUGAGCAAACCCCUGGAGACUGUCAAGCUGGCCAUUCCUGCAGGAAUCUACACACUGCAGAACAAUCUACUCUAUGUGGCCUUGUCCAAUCUGGAUGCAGCCACGUAUCAGGUGACCUAUCAGCUGAAGAUUCUGACGACGGCGCUCUUCUCCGUCUCCAUGUUGGGAAGGAGGCUGGGAAUGUAUCAGUGGCUGGCCCUGAUCCUCCUCAUGGCCGGAGUCACUUUGGUGCAGUGGCCUACGGCGCCCCAGGAAGAUUCGGAGAUGAAGGCGCUGUCUGCCAGCGCCCAGUUUGUGGGUCUGAUGGCGGUGCUGACGGCGUGCCUAUCCAGCGGCUUUGCCGGCGUCUACUUUGAGAAAAUUCUCAAGGAAACCAAACAGAGCGUGUGGCUUCGUAACAUCCAGCUGGGUUUGUUCGGGUUCAUCUUUGGUACAUUAGGAAUGAUGGCGUACGAUGGCCAGAGAGUUCGACAGUACGGAAUCUUUCAAGGCUACAACACGAUCACGUGCGUGGUGGUUUGCUUACAGGCUUUAGGCGGCUUGGUCGUAGCCGUUGUCAUCAAAUAUGCUGACAAUAUCCUGAAAGGCUUCGCGACCUCCAUGUCCAUCAUCUUGUCGGCGCUGAUCUCCUAUUUCCUGCUGGGAGACUUCAACCCUAGCAGAAUCUUUUUCUCAGGGGCGGCACUGGUGAUCACCGCCACAUUUCUGUACGGGUACGAGCGCAAACCUGCCAUCGGUAGUAACGCUGUUAAAGUAUAA
This is a messenger RNA of Nerophis lumbriciformis (worm pipefish), 1008 nucleotides long. The record is from RefSeq and is a predicted model, not a curated record. Lineage: Eukaryota; Metazoa; Chordata; Actinopteri; Syngnathiformes; Syngnathidae.